Messenger RNA from Hymenoscyphus albidus, 2139 nucleotides. The record is from the annotation of a GenBank genome assembly. NCBI's taxonomy places the organism in Eukaryota, Fungi, Ascomycota, Leotiomycetes, Helotiales, Helotiaceae.
AUGCCGCCCAAGAAUCGCAAAAAGGCGACCAAGAAGAAGAAGAGACCCGUCGAACAAGCCGCAAGCCUGCCAAGCCAGCAAGAAGAAUAUUUCCAACCAAGUACCACGCCUUCAGCUUCACCAUUAUCAGUUCCCAUUCCAGAGAUCACUAUCGACCCAACGGUAGCUCCUCAUGGUAUCAGCCGACCAGUCAGUGACGUGAGAUGGCGACUCCAUCCCUCCGUCCAAGCGCUCCUCCACAGAUUUCGCGACGAAAUCAUUACGCGUUUCUAUCCCAAUGCAUCUCACGAACAAGCCAAACGGCACACUUCAUACAUCUACGAGGAGCUUGUACCUCUUCUUGAACGAGUCCCCCCAUCUGCAGCAGACGCAAAACCAGCUGAUCAAAAUUCCAUGGAUCGACAAGCAUUACAUUCAGCAUUUGCACCCACCAUCCUCAAACUAAUCAAGAGCUUCGUCGAAGAAAAAGGUGAAGACUUUCUCAAGGGUCCUUUUGGUCCGAAAGAUUCAUAUCAGAUCGAUUUCUGGAAACGAGUAUGCAUUCAUCAGGUCUUGAGUCUCGAACUCACAUACCAACGAGAGAAGCAAAUGGAGGCCAAGUCCCGAAGAUGGGAACGUGACGCGUUUACUUGGUCGAAUGAGAUCCGUCUCAAAUGUGAGAAGCUCAAGGAAGCCAACGCUGCGGCGAAAAAGGAACACGCAAGACUAACAAGAAAGUGCGAAGACCUUCACAAGAUCAAGAAUUCCAAGAGUGUGGAGGACAAAAUUCAUGCUGCUUGCCAGGAUCUCCUCGCGGAGGUUGCGGCUCGCGAUGAGAAGUGUAGGGUUUUGGAGCUGUCCAAUAAGCAGAUCAAGGACCAGACUUGGUUGCUGUGCAAGCAGACCAAUAUCGUUGUGAAUGAGCGACAUAAGCUGGUUGAGGAUCAUAAUAAGGGUGCUCAUGAGCAUAAUAGUCUUGUUAACGAUUACAGAAAAGUCGUCCAAGAGAACAGCGAGUUAACUGCUUUGCUCGAGGAAGCAGGUAAUCUCACAGCAGAUAUGCUCAAUGAUGAAUGCAAGGAGGCGAUUACUCGAAUGUUGCAUGACUUGUCUGAAUUGAAGAGCGAAAUGCAGCUGAUGCAUACAGAACUUGUUUUUGCGAAUGAGCAAAAUGCUUGGCUACAGGAGAAAUAUGAAAUUGCAGAGCAGGCGAGAGAGAUUGAAAGGGGUAUUCUGGAGAGUCAUGAACAAACAAUGAUGGGUAUCAACAAUCGAUUACUCACAAAUUUAAAGGCUAUCGAGGAAGCUGCCAGAGAAGACUCUUCCAAGGAAACCACCGAGGAGGAAGCCAUGAAAGAUGAACCGGCUAAUGUAGACUCUGCUCAGGAAGAAGUCGCAGACGAACAAACCACCCACGAUUCUACCAGUGAAGAAUUGUCCCUUUCCAUUCCACCAACCCCGACCCAAGACCAAGCAACCUGGCUCGCCAAAGAAGAAAACCUCCAACGCCAAAUCACAAACCUCCAAACCGAACUCUCGCUCGCCCGCCGGGCCUGGGCCAAGGAAACCCACCAACAAAAUAACGAGCACCAAACCCUCCUCACAGAAAACCAACGUCUAACCUCCUCACUCGCCGCAGAAAAACAAGCACGAACAACCCUCGAACGCGCGAACCAAACCUUAGAAGCCGACAAGCUGCAGGCGCAAAUGGACUGUGGUAAGUUUCUAUGCUGGUGCGAGCGUCUAAGAUCGUCCGAGAGGGCGUGGCGAGAGCAGGAGAAGAUGUUGUUGGAAGAGCAGCGGAUUAUGAGGGAGUAUGUGGACUCGGUGACGAAGUGGAUGGUUAGGGAGUUGGAUAAGAAUGAGGUUCAUGGACAGAAGGCGGGGGUGUUUGUGCAGUCGUUGUUGGAGGUUAGUAGUGAUAAGCAUAUUGAGACGAUAGUGAGGCUUGGGGGUCCGGAGAAACUUAGGUGUGUUUGUGCGCUUAAGUGUGUUUGUAACGAACGCGCGGUGGAGGAGGGAGUUGCGGUGGAGAAUGAUCAUGGUGAAGCUAUGGGAAGUGAGCAGCACGAGGCAGACGCAUCUAGAGAUGUUUCGAACCUGCCGGAAAGUCUGUAUCACAGUUUUCUCGAGGAAAGGAUUCUUGAGAUGUGCAGAUAA